AAAGCUUUAUAUACUCAUUAAAUUAGAUCUGAAGCUAGCAGUUUGUUCAAACGCGAAACUUAAAACGCAAUAAAUCGCGAAUUGUUUGUCAUCCAACGCAAGUGCUAAAAUGCGCACUCUUUACGCUCUAUUGGCCCUGGUGGCUGUGGCUCAGGCCGUUUCCUUUGCUGAUGUUAUCAAAGAGGAGUGGCACACCUUCAAGCUGGAGCAUCGCAAGACUUAUCAAGAUGAGACUGAGGAACGCUUCCGCCUGAAGAUCUUCAACGAGAACAAGCACAAGAUUGCAAAACACAACCAACGCUAUGCCGCAGGCGAGGUUACCUUUAAGAUGGCCGUUAACAAGUAUGCGGAUAUGCUGCAUCAUGAGUUCCGCGAGACCUUGAACGGAUUCAAUUACACGCUGCACAAGGAGCUGCGCGCUUCCGAUCCCAGCUUUACUGGCAUUACGUUCAUCUCUCCGGCGCAUGUUAAGCUGCCAAAGGCAGUAGAUUGGCGUGAGAAGGGAGCCGUUACCGAAGUUAAGGAUCAGGGACAUUGCGGCAGCUGUUGGGCCUUCUCCAGUACUGGCGCCCUAGAGGGUCAGCAUUUCCGUAAGACGGGCACUUUGGUCUCGCUCUCCGAGCAGAAUCUGGUAGAUUGCUCCACCAAAUAUGGCAACAAUGGCUGCAACGGAGGCUUGAUGGACAACGCCUUCCGUUACAUCAAGGAUAAUGGUGGCAUUGAUACCGAGAAAUCGUAUGCAUAUGAGGGCAUUGAUGACUCCUGCCAUUUCAACAAGGACACCAUUGGUGCCACGGAUCGCGGCUUCGUCGACAUCCCACAAGGCAAUGAAAAAAAGUUGGCGGAGGCUGUGGCUACCAUUGGACCUGUCUCAGUGGCCAUCGAUGCAUCACAUGAGUCAUUCCAGUUCUACUCUGAGGGCAUCUACAAUGAACCAGAAUGCAAUUCUCAGAAUCUCGAUCACGGUGUCCUCGUUGUUGGCUACGGCACCGAUGAGAGCGGCAAGGACUACUGGCUGGUCAAGAACUCGUGGGGCACCACUUGGGGAGACAAGGGCUUCAUUAAGAUGGCUCGCAAUGAGGACAACCAGUGCGGCAUUGCUUCCGCUUCUAGCUAUCCUCUGGUCUAGGAGAAUUUAUAUUUGCGAUAAAAGUGCUUGCAUCGACGCUCAACCUAAUUAAUUUAAUCACAAACAAAUUACCUUUUAUAUCCCAAUGCAGCAUCUCAGAAGUAAACGUUUAUAGUUUAA
Molecule: messenger RNA, 1249 nt
Organism: Drosophila navojoa
Lineage: Eukaryota; Metazoa; Arthropoda; Insecta; Diptera; Drosophilidae
Gene: CtsL1
Product: cathepsin L
Biological process (GO): proteolysis
Molecular function (GO): cysteine-type peptidase activity
Source: RefSeq, a predicted model, not a curated record